AUGUCGAGACUCUUGGCGGUGUGUAAAGAGUUUGCUGAUGUCUUCACCUCAGAGUUAGGGGCAUACAAAGGGCCUCCAAUUGCACUACAGUUAGAUCCUUCAAUAGCACCGAUAAGGAUUAAGCCAAGUCAGGUGCCUUUUGCCCUAAAGCAGAGAAUCAAUGCAAACCUGGACAAGCUGUUGCAACAAGGCAUUUUAGAGCUGGGAGAUCGCAUUUUCGCCAAAUUAGAUUUGGCCCAGGUCUAUCAGCAGCUGCCGGUGGACGACACUACAGUGGAGGCCCAAACCAUUUUAACCCACCGGGGAGCCUUCAAGAUUGUCAAAGCCAAUAACCGGGACCUCUCUUACAUCCUCCUGGUCUCCCUCCUGUUUUGCUUCUUGUCUCCUUUUCUCUUCAUUGGUCAACCAAGGAAAGCCACCUGUUUUCUCCGACAAACUGUUUUCAGCAUCAUUUUUUCAGUUGCAAUUUCUUCUCUCUUGGCCAAAACAAUCACAGUGGUGCUUGCUUUUAUUGCUACAAAGCCAGGCAAACAAUUUAAGAGAUGGUUGGGGAAGAGCUUGGCCAAUUCCAUUAUCCUUUCUUGUUCUGCUGUCCAAAUUAUGAUAUGUUCCAUCUGGCUGGGAGUUUUUCCCCCAUUCCUUGACUCUGACCUCUACUCUCAGCCAGGAGUAAUCAUCCUGCAAUGCAACGAAGGCUCUGUUGUCAUGUUCUACAUUACCCUCAGCUACUUGGGCUUUCUGGCUUCCAUCUGUUUUACAGUGGCUUUCCUGGCCAGGAAUCUGCCUAGUGCCUUCAAUGAAGCAAAGCUGAUCACUUUCAGCAUGCUGACUGGCUUCAGACUGCAGUCAGAUAUUUCCACUCACCCAAUUCAUCCCAAGGCACUAGUUGCUUGGUGCCUCUUUGAUCAGGAGAACAUGACUCAUGAGAAACAGUUAGUGGAUAUUCAGCUUCAGCGGCCUUAA
Molecule: messenger RNA, 963 nt
Organism: Protobothrops mucrosquamatus (brown spotted pit viper)
Lineage: Eukaryota; Metazoa; Chordata; Lepidosauria; Squamata; Viperidae
Product: vomeronasal type-2 receptor 26-like
Exons: 4
Coding region: 1-963 (320 amino acids)
Biological process (GO): G protein-coupled receptor signaling pathway
Cellular component (GO): membrane
Molecular function (GO): G protein-coupled receptor activity
Source: RefSeq, a predicted model, not a curated record